This is a messenger RNA of Adineta ricciae, 8913 nucleotides long. Lineage: Eukaryota; Metazoa; Rotifera; Eurotatoria; Adinetida; Adinetidae. The record is from the annotation of a GenBank genome assembly.
AUGNUAGCUUCAUCUUGCUGUGAUGGAAAUAAAAAUCAAGAUGAAAGUGAUGCUGACUGUGGUGGGUUAGUGUGCGCAGCUCGGUGCGGUAUCAAUCAACAGUGUACAAAGAAUUCGGAUUGUGUGAAUAAUAAUUGUCAUCAAACACAGAAGACAUGUCAAGAACCAUCGUGUUCUGAUGGAAAUAGAAAUCAAGACGAAACUGAUAUUGAUUGUGGUGGUUCAAUAUGUAAGAUCAAAUGUGGUUUGAAUUACUAUUGUAUUAAAAAUGCUGACUGUAUCAAUAACAAUUGCCAUCAAACAAAUAAAACUUGCCAAGUGCCAUCUUGCGAUGACGGAAAUAAAAAUCAAGAUGAAACUGGUGUUGAUUGUGGCGGUUCAAUCUGUACACAGCGAUGUGAUUUGAAUCAAGUUUGUUCGAAUAAUUCUGAUUGCUCAAAUGGAAAUUGUUAUGUAUCGCUGAAAAUAUGUCAAGUACCAUCGUGCUGUGAUGGAAAUAAAAAUCAAGAUGAAACUGAUAUCGACUGUGGUGGUUUGACGUGUGGAGCUCGGUGUGGCUUAACUCAAGUUUGUUCAAACAAUUCCGAUUGUGCUAAUGAUAAUUGUCAUCAAACAAAUAAAACAUGUCAAGAGCCAUCUUGCCCUGAUGGAAACCAAAAUCAAGAUGAAACUGAUUUGGACUGCGGUGGUGCAUCAUGUAAAAUUCGUUGCGCUUUGAAUCGAACCUGCGCGAAGAAUUUCGAUUGUGUUAAUAAUAAUUGCCAUCAAACAAAUAAAACUUGUCAAGGUCGAGCUCGAAGGUACCCAGGUCGAUCAUUCCUGCCACUGGAUCCGUUGAAAUCUGAGUCGGUUCCGCAAGUUCCGGCAGGUUCCUUGCCGCCGGAUUCCGGCCGGAAUUGCACAGGAAAUAUCCGAUCAGUUCCUGGCCGUUUCCAGCUCGAAGUUUGCAGGAAACGGUCGGGAAAUGACGGGAACCUACGUUUGAACUUCCGGCCGGAAUCCNUUCCGGUACAGCUCUUCUCGAUUCCGGCACAGUUUUCGCCGAUUCCAGCAAGUUCCGGCAGGUUCCUUGCCGCCGGAUUCCGGCCGGAAUUGCACAGGAAAUAUCCGAUCAGUUCCUGGCCGUUUCCAGCUCGAAAUCCAUCUUGCGAUGACGGAAAUAAAAAUCAAGAUGAAACCGGCGUUGAUUGUGGUGGUUUCGUUUGUGGAGCUCGAUGCGAUUUAAAUCAAGUGUGUUCAAACAACUCUGACUGUUCGAAUGGAAACUGCCACACAUCAUUGAAACUAUGUCAUGCACAAUCUUGCAACGAUGGAAAUAAAAACCAAGAUGAAACUGAUGUUGAUUGCGGUGGUUUUGCUUGCGGAGCUCGAUGUAAUCUAACUCAAGUUUGCUCAAAUAAUUCUGAUUGUGACAAUAAUAACUGCCAUCAAACAAAUAAAACAUGUCAAGAGCCUUCCUGUUCCGAUGGAAAUCGAAAUCAAGAUGAAACCGAUGUGGACUGUGGUGGUACAUCAUGCAAAAUUCACUGCGCUCUUAAUAGAACCUGCGGGCAGAAUUAUGAUUGUGCCAACAAUAAUUGUCAUAAAACAAAUAAAAGUUGUCAAGUUCCAUCUUGCGAUGAUGGGAAUCAAAACCAAGAUGAAACUGAUGUGGACUGUGGUGGCUCGAUCUGUGGCGCUCGAUGUAGUUUAAAUCAAGUUUGUUCCAGAAAUUCUGAUUGUUCAAAUGGAAAUUGUUACGCAUCGCUGAAAAUAUGUCAAGCACCGUCGUGCUGUGAUGGAAACCGCAAUCAAGACGAAACUGAUAUUGACUGCGGUGGAUCAGUAUGUCCGGCGCGAUGCAAUUUAACUCAAGUUUGUUCAAGCAAUUCUGACUGUCUUUACAACAAUUGUCAUAAAACAAAUAAAACUUGUCAAGUUCCAUCCUGCGAUGACGGCAAUAAAAACCAAGAUGAAACUGGACCUGAUUGUGGCGGUCACAAUUGUACCAUGCGCUGUGCUUUGGGUAUAACCUGCUCAACAAACUCAGAUUGUAAUAAUGGAAACUGUCAUUUUACACUGAAAACAUGCGAAAACCCAUCUUGUCCUGAUGGCAAUCAAAAUCAAGGUGAAACAGAUGUGGAUUGCGGCGGUCCAUCAUGUACGAUUCCUUGCGCGCUUAACAAAACUUGCACACAAAAUUCCGAUUGUGACAAUGGCAAUUGUCAUCAUUCAUUACAUAAAUGUUCAGUACCUUCAUGUGAUGAUGGAAAUGAAAAUCAAGAUGAAACUGAUGCUGAUUGUGGUGGAAACACAUGUUCCACUCGAUGUAAUAUAAAUCAAACUUGCUUACACAGUCCAGAUUGUACUACUGCAAAUUGUCAUCAGACGUUGAAAACUUGUCAAAAGCCAUCAUGCGACGAUGGAAAUCUAAAUCAAGCCGAAGUAGAUAUAGAUUGCAGCGGACCGUGUUCAACCAAGUGUGUUCUCAAUCAAACUUGCAUUGAUAAUGCUGAUUGCGUAAAUGGUAAUUGUCAUCACGUCACGAAAAAAUGUUCAGGUACGUUUCGUGUCUUCGAGAAUGAUCUUAUUUAUGAAAAACAACUCCUUGUAGAUCUAUCGUGUGAGGACGGAAACAGAAAUCAAGGUGAAGGUGAUAUUGAUUGCGGUGGUCCAUGUCCCAUCAUGUGCAAUAUAACUCAAACUUGUGCAGUUAACACAGAUUGUGCAAACGGAAACUGUCAUCAUACAAAUCUCGCAUGCGAAUUACCGUCUUGCGAUGAUGGGAAUCGAAAUCUAGAUGAGACGGAUGUGGAUUGUGGUGGUAGUAAUUGUACCAAACGGUGUACAACCAAUAAUACUUGUCAUCAAAAUUUUGAUUGUGACAACGGCAAUUGUCAUCAUUCAUCAAAAACAUGUCAACCGUUUUCCUGUGGCGAUGGAAAUAAAAAUCAAGGUGAAGGUGAUAUUGAUUGUGGUGGUCCAUGUCCCACUAUGUGCAAUAUAACUCAAACUUGUGCAGUUAACACAGAUUGUGCAAAUGGAAACUGUCAUCAUACAAAUCUUACAUGUCAAAAUCCAUCUUGUAAUGAUGGAAACGUCAACCAGAACGAAACUGAUGUCGAUUGUGGUGGUCCAGUAUGUGGCAAUUCUUGUAAUGUUGACCAAGCUUGUACUCAAAAUUCCGAUUGUGCCAAUGGUAACUGUCAUCAUACAAAUCUUACAUGUAAAGCACCCUCGUGCAAUGAUGGAAAUAAAAACCAAGAUGAAGGUGAUAUUGAUUGUGGUGGUGUUUGCACGACUAAAUGUACAAUUGGUCACACUUGUUCGAAGAAUACUGAUUGUGUCAAUGGUAAUUGUCAUCAAACAAAUAAAACGUGCCAAGUUCUAUCUUGUGAUGAUGGAAAUAAAAAUCAAGAUGAAACAGGCGUUGACUGUGGUGGAACGACAUGUGCUGCUCGAUGUGCUCUGGGUGUAUCUUGUCUGAAUAAUUCAGAUUGUAACAAUACCAAUUGUCAUCAAGCAUCACACCUAUGUGACACUUUGUCAUGCUCCGAUGGAAAUAAAAAUCAGAAUGAAACAGACGUCGAUUGUGGAGGCUUGUGCAACACAAAAUGUGCUGUUGGUAAAAAUUGUACACAAAAUUCUGACUGUACAAACCAAAACUGUCAUCAUACCUCACUCACAUGUACAGUUCCAUCUUGUGAUGAUGGAAAUCAAAAUCAAAACGAAACGGAUGUUGAUUGUGGUGGUUUAUGUAGCACAAAAUGUCUUCUGAAUCACACUUGUUUGGUGAAUUCCGAUUGCGCCAAUGGAAAUUGUCAUCAUAUCUCAAAGAAAUGCUUAGAUCCAUCUUGCGAUGAUGGAAAUAAAAAUCAAAAUGAAUCGGAUAUUGAUUGUGGCGGCUUAUGUUCAAACAAAUGUACGCUUCAUUCUGGUUGUGCCAAUAAUGUCGAUUGUGCUAACGGAAAUUGUCACCAUACAUCAAAUACAUGCGAAAAUCCAUCAUGUACUGAUGGAAAUCAAAAUCAAAAUGAAACAGAUAUAGACUGCGGCGGUCUUUGUCUCACGAAAUGUGCACUUAACCAAACUUGCAAGGUGAAUGUGGAUUGUGCCAACAGCAACUGUCACACGACACAAUUGAAGUGUUCAGCUGAGUCUUGUGAUGAUGGAAAUAAAAACCAACAAGAAACAGAUAUUGAUUGUGGUGGAACGCCGUGUACUGUACGAUGCGCGAUCAAUAUGAAGUGCUUAAUCAAUACAGAUUGUGGAAAUGGAAACUGUCAUCGAAGUCAAUUGAAAUGCUUAGCUCCAUCGUGUGGAGACGGUAAUCUAAAUCAGAAUGAAACCGAUAUUGAUUGUGGUGGUAUAUGUGGUGCAACAUGUAAAGUUAAUCAAACAUGCUCAACCAAUACAGACUGCCUGACUAUAAAUUGUCAUACACCAUUGAAGACAUGCCAGCCGAUUUCGUGUUCUGAUGGAAAUAAAAAUCAAAAUGAAACCGAUAUCGACUGUGGUGGUCCUUGUAGCAUUAAAUGUAAUAUUAAUCAAACUUGUUUAGUCAAUAGUGACUGUAUUAACACCAAUUGUAAUCAGUAUACUAAAAAAUGCGAUGUUCCGUCGUGUGUGGAUGGAAAUAAAAAUCAAGCAGAGACGGAUGUCGAUUGUGGCGGCACGUGUAAUUCAACAUGCGUGAUCGGGAAAGCAUGUGCAGUUAAUACAGAUUGUGUCAAUGGAAACUGCCAUCAGUAUAAUCAUAAAUGUCAAAAUCCCUCUUGCAGCGAUGGAAACCUAAAUCAAAACGAAACUGACCUAGAUUGUGGCGGUGUAUGUGCUGGAACAUGUACAUUCAAUAAAGUAUGUAAAAUCAAUGGAGAUUGUGCAAAUGGCAAUUGCCACGUGUAUAAUCAUACGUGUCAACCCUAUUCUUGUUCUGACGGAAAUAAGAACCAAGGAGAAGGUGAUGUUGACUGUGGUGGACCUUGUACUACGACCCCGUGCUCUCUAAAUCAAGCAUGCAACGUGAACUCGGAUUGUACGAAUGGAAACUGUAAUCAGUAUAAUCAUACCUGUCAGAUUUAUUCAUGUGCUGAUGGAAAUAAGAAUCAAGGAGAAGCUGAUGUUGAUUGCAGUGGUCCAUGCACUACGAAAUGCGCUGUGAAUCAGACGUGUGCGACGAAUGCCGAUUGUGCCAAUAGUAACUGUCAUAUAUCAGCAGGAAAAUGUGAAAAGCUAUCGUGUUCCGAUGGAAACCAGAAUCAAAACGAAACGGAUAUUGAUUGUGGCGGCGUAUGUGGCUCAACAUGCAAACUGAAUCAAACAUGCUCAGUAAAUUCAGAUUGUGUAAAUGGAAAUUGUCAUACAACAUUGAAGACAUGUCAACCACUUUCGUGCUCGGAUGGAAAUAAGAACCAAGGAGAAGGUGAUAUUGACUGUGGUGGUCCUUGUAGCACUUUGUGCAAUAUAAGUCAAACUUGUUUGACAAACACAGAUUGUGCGAAUGGAAAUUGUCAUCAGUCAAAUCACACUUGUCAGAAUCCAUCUUGUAAUGAUGGAAAUAAAAAUCAAGAUGAAACAGAUACAGACUGUGGUGGUGUAGCAUGUGGUGCAUCAUGUUCUAUUGGGAAAACGUGUAGCGCAAACACAGAUUGCAGCAACGGCAAUUGUCCUACUAGUGUAAAGAAGUGUCAAGGUAUAUCCAUAUUCAUGCACAUUCGACAAUCUUAUUCGUGUACCGAUGGUAAUCAAAAUCAAGGAGAAAGUGAUAUCGAUUGUGGAGGUCCAUGCUCUACAAAGUGCAGUAUAAGUAAAAGUUGUAACAUCAGUGCUGAUUGUACGAAUUCGAAUUGUAAUGCUGCAUCACAUAAAUGUGAAAUUCUAUCUUGUGUUGACGGUAAUAAGAAUCAAAACGAAACUGAUAUCGAUUGUGGUGGCAUAUGUGGCUCGACCUGCGCACUGAACAAGACAUGUUCGUCAGGUGCCGACUGUGCAAAUUCAAAUUGUAAUACGGGAACGAAGAAAUGCGUCAAUCCAUCUUGUAACGAUGGUAAUAAGAAUCAAAACGAAACGGAUACCGACUGUGGUGGUGUAUGUGGAGCAACAUGUGGAGUCGCCAAAGUAUGCCAGAUCAAUGGAGAUUGUACAAAUGGUAAUUGUCAUACAGGACUGAAGAAGUGUCAAGAUCCAUCGUGUUCCGAUGGAAAUAAGAAUCAAAAUGAGACUGAUCUGGAUUGUGGCGGCCUAUGUGGUGCAACAUGUAAUCUUGAUCAAACAUGUUCAAAAGGUUUGGAUUGCAUAAUUGGAAAUUGUCAUGCAACAUUGAAGACAUGCCAACCUGUUUCAUGUUCUGAUGGCAAUAAGAACCAAGGAGAAAGUGAUAUUGACUGUGGUGGUCCUUGUAGUACUUUGUGCAAUAUAAGUCAAACUUGUUUGGCAAACACAGACUGUGUAAAUGGAAAUUGUCAUCAGUCAAAUCACACUUGUCAGAAUCCAUCUUGUAAUGAUGGAAAUAAAAAUCAAGGAGAAAUUGACGUUGAUUGUGGUGGCCCGUGCUCUACUAAAUGUGCUAUUAAUCAAGUGUGUACAGCAAAUAGCGAUUGUGCCAAUAACAAUUGCCAUAUAACGAAACAUCAGUGUUUAGCUCCUUCUUGCGAUGACGGAAACCUAAAUCAAAAUGAAACUGACUUGGAUUGCGGUGGAAUUUGUAUUGCUACAUGUGCGCUGAACCAAUCGUGUAAGACCAACGCAGAUUGUGCAAACUACAACUGUCCAGCGGCAGUAAAGACAUGUCAACCUUAUUCUUGUUUUGAUGGAAAUAAAAAUCAAGGAGAAGGUGACGUUGAUUGUGGUGGUCCUUGUAAUACGGCACUGUGUGCUCUAAAUAAAAUGUGCAACGCGAACUCAGAUUGUGCUAAUGGAAACUGCAAUCAAUAUAAUCACACAUGUCAACCUCCAUCUUGUAACGAUGGAAAUAAAAAUCAAAACGAAGUUGAUAUCGAUUGUAGUGGUUCAUGUACUACAAAAUGUUCUAUCAAUCAAGCGUGCGUAGCAAAUAGCGAUUGUGCCAAUAACAAUUGCCAUACAACGAAACAUCAAUGUUUAGCUCCUUCUUGUGAUGAUGGGAACCUAAAUCAAAAUGAAACUGACUUGGAUUGCGGUGGAGUAUGUGUGGGAACUUGUGCGUUUAAUCGAACUUGUAAGAUCAACGCAGAUUGUGCAAAUUAUAACUGUCCUACAGCGGUGCAGAGAUGCGCACUUUAUUCUUGUUUUGAUGGAAAUAAAAAUCAAGGAGAAGGUGACGUUGAUUGUGGUGGUCCUUGUAAUACGACGCUGUGUGCUCUAAAUAAAACAUGCAACGUGAACUCAGAUUGUGCUAAUGGAAACUGUAAUCAGUAUAAUCAUACAUGUCGACCUGUUUCCUGUUCUGAUGGAAAUAAAAAUCAAAAUGAAACUGAUGUUGAUUGCGGUGGUGUAUGUGGUGCAAAAUGUAAAGUUAAUCAAACCUGCUCCGUAAAUACAGACUGUACGAAUGGAAAUUGUCAUCAUACAAAUCUGACAUGUCAAAAUCCAUCUUGCAAUGAUGGAAAUAAAAAUCAAGGAGAAAUUGACGUUGACUGUAGUGGUCCCUGCACUACAAGGUGUAUUGUUGGUCAGAACUGUAACUCUAACGGUGAUUGCGCAAAUGGAAACUGUAAUGCAUAUUCAUAUAAGUGUAAUGUCCCAAACUGCAACGAUGGAAAUAAGAAUCAAGACGAAACAGAUGCGGAUUGUGGUGGCGCUAUCUGCUCAAACCGAUGCGACAACAAUAGAGCUUGUCUAAAUAGCACUGAUUGUGGUACAGAAAUGAGAUGCAGUGUGAAGAUGAGCGUGUGUCAAUCACUUUCGUGCUCGGAUGGAAAUAAGAACCAAGGAGAAGGUGAUUUUGACUGUGGUGGUCCUUGUAAUACGACACUGUGUCCAUUGUACAAAACGUGCAACGUGGACUCAGAUUGUGUAAAUGGCAAUUGUCAACAGUCAAAUCAUACGUGUAUACCUAUUUCAUGUUUUGAUGGAAAUAAAAAUCAGAACGAAACUGAUAUCGAUUGUAGUGGUCCAUGUGCUACAAAAUGCACUAUUAAUCAAACGUGUGCAGUGAAUAGCGAUUGUGCCAAUAGUAAUUGUCAUACUACAAAACACCAAUGUUUAGCGCCUUCUUGCAAUGAUGGAAAUCUAAAUCAAAACGAAACUGAUUUGGAUUGUGGUGGCAUAUGUAUUGGAACAUGCGCGAUCAAUCAAACGUGUAAGAUCAAUGAUGAUUGCGCCAACGGCAACUGCCCUACAGCAGUGAACAAGUGUCAGCUUUAUUCUUGUUUUGAUGGAAAUAAAAAUCAAGGAGAAGGCGAUGUUGAUUGUGGUGGUCCUUGUAAUACCACCCUAUGUUCUUUCAAUAAAACGUGUAAUGCAAACAGUGAUUGUGCCAAUGGAAACUGCAACCGUCAAAAAUCACGUUGUCUAGCUCCAUCUUGUAACGAUGGAAAUAAAAAUCAAAAUGAAACCGAUAUUGAUUGUGGUGGUGUCUGUGGUGCAAAUUGUCAAAUUAAUCAAAACUGUACGGUGAACACAGAUUGUGCGAAUAAGAAUUGCCACCAUACAAAUCUCACAUGUACAGUUCAAGUUUGUGAUGAUGGAAAUAAAAACCAGGGUGAAACUGAUAUUGAUUGUGGCGGUUCGAUAUGUGGUUCGACGUGUAUUGUUGGUCAAGCUUGUGUUUACAAUUCAGAUUGUAAAAAUGGCAACUGUCAUAAUACUUUAAAGAAAUGUAGUGGUAAAUCAAAUUUUUUCGAAAAUUUCUGGACACCGUUUAUACAAAGAUUGAGCUUAGCGAUAGUAUCUUUGCACGUAGUGAAAUCUCUCUAUAAUGGACAGCAUGGGGAUUUUUCAAAGUAUCCACUGUAG